Messenger RNA from Fusarium pseudograminearum CS3096, 3456 nucleotides. RefSeq lists its product as uncharacterized. The record is from RefSeq and is a predicted model, not a curated record. NCBI's taxonomy places the organism in Eukaryota, Fungi, Ascomycota, Sordariomycetes, Hypocreales, Nectriaceae. The transcript is spliced from 2 exons. The coding region runs from base 1 to 3456 and encodes 1151 amino acids.
AUGCGCUUCUCACUAUUGCUUAACGUCUUAGGCGUUGCGGCCGUUAAGAUUCCGGCUCGAAACGGCGAGAAUCUUCUUCACAGACGAAGCGAAUCUGCCAGUAUACAGCCUACUGCUACAGUAAACAACGAAGUACCGGCCCAAGAUGGUUACGCUGCGAACCCAGCCGAAGCUCAAACAUAUGGAGCUGAUACCAAGCCGGAAACAUCACUGGCACAAGCACCUCAAGUCACCCAAUCUGUUUCGAUCGAGGAAGAUGACAAGAAGGAGGAGGAAACUAGUGCUGCUUUCUCUGAGCAAGGGGACGCGGCCACUGAGACAAGCCCCAAGAUGGUAUACAACCUCGCAUGCAGUUGCAAUCAGCCUGCCCCUGCCCCGACUAUCACAGGAGGUUAUACAGUCAAUCCACCACCGCCGCCGCCUCCAACUACAACCAGUCAACUCACAGUGGUCCCUUACCCUACUUACACACCCCCUGAGCCUGUAACCACUUCGACCACCGAGCAAGCUCCAGUGUCCGAACCUACAACAAGCUCAACUUACCAAGCCCCUGAGUCUUCGACUACGCUAUCUGAAAUUGUGACUCCUUACCCUCCUCCACCGAUUCCAACUACGACCACCAGCGUUUAUGAGCCCCCUACCACAGUCAGCGACACACCACUGCCUCCUCCUACUACCACAAGUCCGCCCCCUGACACUACAAAAUCAUGCGCGCCUGGCGAGCCUGUCACUGUUACGAGCAAGAUUUACGUUCCCACGACUAUUACCAGCAAAGUUUAUGUUCCUACGACUGUUACGGAGAAGGUCACUGAAACCGUAACUGAUAAAGUGACAGUGACUGAAACUCCAACUGCGGAAACAGUCACAAAGACUGUGACCUCCACGGUAUUUGAGGGCACGACUGUGGUGCAGACUCAGUCUAAAGAGACAGUCACAGUACCUGGUCCUACAGUUACUGAAGACGCAGAUACAGUUACGGUACCCGGCCCUACAGUUACCGAAGAUGGGGAUACCAUUACAGUAUCUGGCCCUACAGUUACUGCGCCCGGUCCUACGGUCACUGCACCUGGCCCCACGGUUACCGCGCCUGGACCUACAGUUACCGAGGACGGAAGUACAGUUACAGUACCCGGUCCUACAGUCACCGAGGAGGGAGAUACAGUUACAGUCCCCGGUCCUACAAUUACUGAGGCCGGAACCACUAUCACCGAACCUAGGACCACUGUGACACUCCCUCAAGUCACAGUCACUGCGGCUGGAACAACUGUGACUCUGCCAGAGAAGACUUUUACAAAGCCCGGCAGCACCGUAACUGAAGCUGGCACGACUGUCACACUUCCUGAAGUAACCAUUACCAGGCCUGGAAGCACUCUCACUGAAGCCGGAACAACCAUCACUGAGCCUGGUCUGACAGUUACCGGUACUGUUACCGUCCCCGGAAGCAGAAUUACAGUUACCGAGACUGGAGAAGAUGAGACUGUGACCAUCCACAGAACCGUCAUCCAGCCGGGCGAAGACAAGACUAUCUUAAGGACUGUUACUCUUCCUGGCCAGGAAUCCGUUGUGACUGUGUCUGGCGAAGAGCGAACUGUUAAGGUUCCAGGAGAGCGCACUGUGGUGACCGUGCCUGGAGAGCAAGCCACCGUAACGGUAGAGUCCGUUGUUACUGAGCGCCUUCCUGCAGAGACGGUGACUCUUACCAAGGACGGAGAGACUAUUGUAACGGUGGUCCCAGGUCCAACAACUGUCUACACCACCACAUUGGUCAUUGGCCAGACCGUACAGCUUCCUCCAACCACUGUUACUGCCACUCCUGGGCGCAUCACUCUGUGCCCUAAGCCUACAGGCAGAUCUGCACCGCUUGACCCUAAAUCGGAUCUCACCUUUGGCUGUGAGCCUGGGUACGUCUGUAACCCUCCCAAGCCAUCGUGGUGUAACUUCUGGGCCGAGCCGCCUUCAGAUGACUAUCUAUGUGAGCCCCAGUACUGUAUCAAGGCUCCUAAACUCAAGAAGCCCCAUUGGCGCAAGAAUGAGACAUCGUACUACCCACGAUCUCCCGGAUACUUCGAUCUGAACCCUGAGGCUUUCGGCCUUUCUUACGACAUCUUCGAGAAGCAAGUCUACAAGAAGAUUGUUAGUAGUGAGAUCAAGACCUUUACAACAGGUAACUGGGCCUCUCAGACAACCUUGAGUGACUGGCCCGAUGCUACUACCUCGGUAGCAGAGAACUACGAUUACGCUCCCAGCAGCAACGAGCGACGUGGACUACAUAUGAUGGAGGCAAGAGACGUUACUCCAGCCGUUUGUUUCGGCGACUGUAACGGUGCUUACAAAAUUGCUCAAAGCGUUGGAAAAUCGGAUAAGCUUUGCAAGGACGGCUCUCCGUUCCAGAAUAGCCAAGAUUUGUGCUUACAAUGUAUCGAAGAUAACAUUGAAGGGACCAAGCAAACUAAGCGAGACUACGUCGAGCCCAAGUUCCAGCAGUUCAACGAUUUCUGUAAGGGUAAGGACACUACAAGUGCCACAACAGCCGCGCCUGGCCCUGAGUCUCAGGUUACUGCAACUCCAGACGUGGAGACCAAGAGUCAGGUCGAGGCCACCUCGGGUGGAUUCGCUGCCAUCACAACUGAAGAGGAAUCUGAGCCUGAGUUAAGCAGUGCCGCUGAGCCACAGUCGACCGAUGACGCUCCCGAGCCUACUUCCGUGCAGGAAGAGAACACCACUAAUGAGCCUGAGCCCACUUCAAAUGUUCCUGUUACCACAGACGACUCUGAGGCUGGCUCAACGGAAGUUGUUUCCACAAACGACUCCGAGCCUACUUUGACGACAAAGGCUUCAGAGCAGAGUGCCAAGGCGACUGAAAGCCCAGAGGCGACAGAGACUGAAGCAGCAGCUGAGGAGACAUCAACCGACGGGUCUGAAAACUCUGAAGCUGGUGAGUCUACCACUCUACCUUUUACUACUAAGAGAGUUUUCGUGACUGUCACAUCAUCCCUUGAGGACUCUUCUGAGACUGAUGUCGUUUCUACCAUCACAGAAACAGGUUCGAGAACUGCUCAGACAAAGGGUGUCGAGACAGAUUCUUUCGAGACCGAUUCAGAGGCUGCCACUGAGACAGAAGGUUCGGAAUCUGCUUCAGAGACCGACAGUUCUGGAGCUGCAACUGAGACCACAGUCAAAGCCACGCGCUCUGAUAAGGCUGAUGCUACUGAGACUGAGACAGAAUCGGGAGCCGCUGCAACAGAAACCACAGAAACAGACGCUUCAGGUGCCGCUACCGCUUCAGGCGACAGCGACAGCGAGAGCGAGACUAGGUCGCGACUCGAGACACGCACUUCAACCUCCACAUCAGACGAGACCGCAGCACCUUCAACUGUCGAGGCUUCCGCUUCUCGCUUGACGGCCAGCUUUGCCACUUUCAUCGCUCUUCUGUCGAUGCUAGUUAUCAUGAUUUAA